Molecule: messenger RNA, 4125 nt
Organism: Odobenus rosmarus divergens (Pacific walrus)
Lineage: Eukaryota; Metazoa; Chordata; Mammalia; Carnivora; Odobenidae
Gene: NDST1
Product: N-deacetylase/N-sulfotransferase (heparan glucosaminyl) 1
Exons: 14
Coding region: 385-3033 (882 amino acids)
Cellular component (GO): Golgi apparatus
Molecular function (GO): heparan sulfate N-sulfotransferase activity; deacetylase activity
Source: RefSeq, a predicted model, not a curated record
CCUUGGCCCCGGGGGCCCCACCAAGCGAGCAGCAUGUGGUGCCCCCAGGCCUGCCCAGUGUCCUUCGGCCUGCUGCCCAACCCCCCCAGGAGACCCUGACGCCCUGGGGGCACUUCUGCUGUGCACAGGACCACGUGGGGGUUUGCCAUGGUGACAUAAAGGGGCGCAGAGGAAGGAAGGAGCGCGACCGGCCUGCAGACUGUGCCCCUGGCUGGGAGGAAGGGCCGGGGGCCCGGAUCCUCCACUCCUGCUGCCCACCGAGGGCCGCGCUUGCUAAGUGUCUGUGAAAUUGUUGGUCAGUGGACGACUCUGGUAUUUCCUGCGUGGGGCCUGGGGGUGGCCAGGGCACACGGGCCUCCAGCGGCCGAGGUCUCGGGGGCCAGGAUGCCCGCCCUGGCGCGCCUCCGGAGGCUGUGUCGGCAUGUGUCCCCACAGGCGGUACUUUUCCUGCUGUUCGUCUUCUGCCUGUUCAGCGUUUUUGUCUCGGCCUACUACCUGUAUGGCUGGAAGCGGGGCCUGGAGCCCUCGGCGGAUGCCCCUGAGCCUGACUGUGGGGACCCGCCCCCCGUGGCCCCCAGCCGCCUGCUGCCGCUCAAGCCCAUGCAGGCGGCCGCGCCCUCCCGCACGGACCCACUGGUGCUGGUGUUUGUGGAGAGCCUCUACUCACAACUGGGCCAGGAGGUCGUGGCCAUCCUGGAGUCCAGCCGCUUCAAGUACCGCACGGAGAUCGCACCGGGCAAGGGGGACAUGCCCACGCUCACUGACAAGGGCCGUGGCCGCUUCGCCCUUAUCAUUUAUGAGAACAUCCUCAAGUAUGUCAACCUGGACGCCUGGAACCGGGAGCUGUUGGACAAGUACUGUGUGGCCUACGGUGUGGGCAUCAUCGGCUUCUUCAAGGCCAACGAGAACAGCCUGCUGAGUGCGCAGCUCAAAGGUUUCCCUCUGUUCCUGCACUCAAACCUGGGCCUGAAGGACUGCAGCAUCAACCCCAAGUCCCCGCUGCUCUAUGUGACACGGCCCAGCGAGGUGGAGAAGGGCGUGCUACCCGGCGAGGACUGGACGGUGUUCCAGUCAAACCACUCCACCUACGAGCCGGUGCUGCUGGCCAAGACACGCUCCUCCGAGUCCAUCCCGCACCUGGGUGCGGACGCCGGCCUGCACGCCGCACUGCACGCCACCGUGGUCCAGGACCUGGGCCUUCACGACGGCAUCCAGCGCGUGCUGUUCGGCAACAACCUCAACUUCUGGCUGCACAAGCUCGUCUUCGUCGACGCUGUGGCCUUCCUCACGGGCAAGCGCCUCUCGCUGCCUCUGGACCGCUACAUCCUGGUGGACAUCGAUGACAUCUUUGUGGGCAAGGAGGGCACACGCAUGAAGGUGGAGGACGUGAAGGCCCUGUUUGAUACGCAAAAUGAACUACGCACACACAUCCCAAACUUCACCUUCAACCUGGGCUACUCAGGGAAAUUCUUCCACACAGGUACUGAUGCUGAGGACGCUGGGGAUGAUCUGCUGCUGUCGUACGUGAAGGAGUUCUGGUGGUUCCCCCACAUGUGGAGCCACAUGCAGCCCCACCUUUUCCACAACCAGUCGGUGUUGGCCGAGCAGAUGGCUCUGAACAAGAAGUUCGCUGUCGAGCACGGCAUCCCCACAGACAUGGGCUAUGCGGUGGCCCCCCACCACUCGGGUGUGUAUCCCGUGCACGUGCAGCUGUACGAGGCCUGGAAGCAGGUGUGGAGCAUCCGUGUGACCAGCACGGAGGAGUACCCCCACCUGAAGCCGGCCCGCUACCGCCGCGGCUUUAUCCACAACGGCAUCAUGGUCCUCCCGCGGCAGACCUGCGGCCUCUUCACGCACACCAUCUUCUACAAUGAGUACCCUGGUGGCUCUAGUGAGCUGGACAAGAUCAUCAAUGGGGGCGAGCUCUUCCUCACUGUGCUCCUCAAUCCUAUCAGCAUCUUCAUGACGCACCUGUCCAACUAUGGGAACGACCGUCUGGGCCUGUACACCUUCAAGCACCUGGCGCGCUUCCUGCACUCCUGGACCAACCUGCGGCUGCAGACGCUGCCCCCCGUGCAGCUGGCCCAGAAGUACUUCCAGAUCUUCUCCGAGGAGAAGGACCCGCUCUGGCAGGACCCGUGUGAGGACAAACGCCACAAAGACAUCUGGUCCAAGGAGAAGACGUGUGACCGCUUCCCAAAGCUCCUCAUCAUUGGCCCCCAGAAAACAGGCACCACGGCCCUCUACCUGUUCCUGGGCAUGCACCCGGACCUCAGCAGCAACUACCCCAGCUCAGAGACCUUUGAGGAGAUCCAGUUUUUUAAUGGCCACAACUAUCACAAAGGCAUCGACUGGUACAUGGAGUUCUUCCCUAUCCCCUCCAACACCACCUCCGACUUUUACUUUGAGAAAAGCGCCAACUACUUUGAUUCGGAAGUGGCGCCCCGGCGGGCAGCUGCUCUGUUACCCAAGGCCAAGGUCCUGACCAUCCUCAUCAACCCAGCGGACCGGGCCUAUUCCUGGUACCAGCACCAGCGAGCCCACGAUGACCCAGUGGCCCUGAAGUACACCUUCCACGAGGUGAUCACAGCUGGGCCCGACGUGUCCUUGAAGCUGCGGGCCCUUCAGAACCGCUGCCUGGUCCCCGGCUGGUACGCCACCCACAUUGAGCGCUGGCUCAGCGCCUUUCACGCCAACCAGAUUCUGGUCUUGGAUGGCAAACUGCUACGAACAGAACCUGCCAAAGUGAUGGACACGGUGCAGAAGUUCCUUGGGGUGACCAACACUAUUGACUACCACAAAACCUUGGCGUUUGAUCCAAAGAAAGGAUUUUGGUGCCAACUGCUCGAAGGAGGAAAAACCAAGUGUCUGGGCAAAAGCAAGGGCCGGAAAUACCCAGAGAUGGACCUGGAUUCCCGCGCCUUCCUGAAGGACUAUUAUCGGGACCACAACAUCGAGCUCUCCAAGCUGCUGUAUAAGAUGGGCCAGACACUGCCCACCUGGCUCCGGGAGGACCUCCAGAACACCAGGUAGCCACGGCCACCACAGCCAGACUGAACGUAUGUGAUGGCCUGGACGGCCUGCCGCAUGCUGAGCCAGACUGACCUGCAGAGUGGGGAGCUGGGCCUGGGCUGGCCAGGCACUUGAGCAAUAUUCAGCUGAGGCCCAGGCAGGGCCAGGAGAAGAGCCCAGGCAGGUCCACAAGCGCCUCGGAGCAUCCAGUGCUGGGUCUGUGGCCUCCAGGACCUCCCUAGCCACCAGAGGUCCAUUCCGUUCACGGCCUUCCGUGGGGAGGCCACUCCCUGUUGGUGGAAGGCCACUUCCUGGUGAGAGGGAGUCCAUGAGACUUCCUUUUCUGUCCCUCACUGUGUUCUACCGACCAUGCCCUCCCUUCAUCCCAUCAGUCCCUGCGACGGCAGGGUCUCCCCUCAGUAUUAGCUGCCAUAUUUUCCCUGUCCUCCAGACAAUAGGGAGAAGAGCCCAGCGGGGCCUUUUGCCAAACAGGGGAGAGAGACUGGAUGCUUCCCUCACUGUUUUGAGCCAGGCACUUCAGAGGGGUCAGCUGGGUACCCAGAGUCACUGGGCUGGAUGUGGGGGUGGCCACCUCAAGAGAACUCUGAACCUCUACACACAUUCUGGUUAAUACCUUCACAUCUCACUUUCCCUUUUGGGGAAAGAGUUGCUGAUUCCUACAGUAUCCACCCAGUCCUCAGGGCCUCCUUCAGGACCCUGGGGCACUGUCAUGCCAUUUGGACCCAGAGACCCAGGCUUCCCUCCCCCUGUUCCUCACCCUGGGAUAUGACAUGUGGUAUUUCCUGUGGUAAAAGACUGAGGCGGUUCAGGAGUCUGCCAGUAUACAUGUCCCAAUGUACAUAUGUUGUCCCCACGCCCAGCCCCAACCUUGGCCCCUGGCAGACACUGGGCAGCGUGGAUAAGACUGCCAUCCACAGCUUUGCCCCAGCUGCCUGUGGCCAAGGGCUCCUAGAGACCCCAUUAGCCACCCCCCCAAAUACUAAGAAGCUAAAGUAUUUUAAUAUUUUGUUUUUUUUCUUGGUGCCAGAGUUUAUACCCUGGGUGCUGGGGUCGCACUGUGUUAUAUAUAUAUAUAAUGUGUAUAUAUAUAUA